AUUCUGGGCAGGUCAACUGACGAACAACGGUCCUAUUUGGAAAUAGUUUUGUGCAAUUAAAUCAGUUUCUAGACAAACGCUAUAGUACCACAACAAGUAGUGUAAUUGUGAAGAGAACGAACCUCACUUUUUACGUUUUAACAGAUAAGCCAAGCAAGGAAUUAACGCAGCCAUGCCGCCCGGGCCUGUACAAAUUGUUCAACUGGAGCCCAACAACAGGGCAGAUGAGUCAACAGAGGAAACCCCAGCAACGAAACCCAUAGUUGGGAUCAUCUAUCCACCUCCUGAGGUCCGAAACAUCGUCGACAAGACUGCCAGUUUUGUAGCCAGGAAUGGACCAGAGUUCGAGGCAAGGAUCCGUCAGAAUGAGAUCAACAACCCAAAGUUCAACUUCCUGAACCCCAACGACCCAUACCAUGCUUACUACCGCCACAAAGUCAAUGAAUUCAAGGAGGGCAAGGGCCAGGAGCCGUCUGCGGCCGUACCAAAGGUCAUGCAGCAGCAGGCCCUGCAGAACUCACAGCAGCUUCCUCAAAAGGUGCAGGCCCAGGUGAUUCAUGAGACAGUGGUGCCAAAGGAGCCUCCACCUGAGUUUGAGUUCAUUGCUGACCCUCCUUCAAUCUCAGCAUUCGACCUGGAUGUUGUCAAGCUGACCGCCCAGUUUGUUGCUCGCAACGGGCGCCAGUUCCUCACACAGCUUAUGCAGAAAGAACAGCGAAACUACCAGUUUGACUUCCUGCGACCUCAACACAGCCUCUUCAACUACUUCACCAAGCUGGUGGAGCAGUACACUAAGAUUCUGAUCCCUCCCAAGGGACUUCUGAUAAAGCUGAAAAGAGAGUCUGAGAACCCCAGGGAGGUGCUGGACCAGGUGAGGUACCGUGUUGAAUGGGCGAAGUUCCAGGAGCGUGAAAGGAAGAAGGAGGAGGAGGAGCGGGAGAAAGAACGUGUGUCCUACGCCCAAAUUGACUGGCAUGACUUUGUAGUGGUGGAGACCGUGGACUUUCAGCCUAAUGAACAAGGCCACUUCCCCCCACCCACCACACCUGAGGAGCUGGGAGCUCGCAUCCUGACCCAGGAGCGUUAUGACAAGUUUGGAGAGAGUGAGGAGGUGGAGAUGGAGGUUGAAAGUGAGGAUGAGGAGGACGAUGAGCGGGAGGAGCGGGAUGAUGGGCGUCCCACACAGCCUGAUCAGGACACACAGCUGCAAGACAUGGAUGAGGGUUCUGAUGACGAGGAAGAUGGCAAGGCACCAUUGCCCCCAGACAACCCCAUGCCACCCCCACUGCCCCCUACUCCAGACCAGGUCAUUAUCCGCAAGGACUAUGACCCCAAAGCCUCCAAGCCACAGCCUCCAGCCAAGACUCUGGAUGAGUACCUCAUCUCUCCCAUCACGGGUGAGAGGAUCCAAGCCAGUAAGAUGCAGGAGCACAUGCGCAUUGGGCUACUGGAUCCCCGCUGGCUGGAGCAGAGGGACCGGGGCAUCAGAGAGAGGCAAAUCGAGGACGAGGUUUACGCCCCUGGCAUGGACAUUGAGAGCAGCCUGAAACAGUUGGCUGAGAGGCGUACUGAUAUCUUUGGUGUGGAGGAGACAGCCAUCGGUAAGAAGAUUGGAGAAGAGGAGAUCCAGAAGCCUGAGGAGAAGGUGACCUGGGAUGGGCACUCUGGCAGCAUGGCGCGUACUCAGCAAGCAGCACAGGCCAACAUCACCCUACAGGAGCAAAUUGAGGCCAUUCACAAGGCCAAGGGACUGGUGCAGGAGGAUGAAAGCAAAGAGAAGAUUGGACCGAGCAAGCCUGAGCUUUACCAUCAUCAUCAAUCACCCCUCAUCUCCUCUGCCCCCCUUCUGCCCAAACCCAGCCCUCCAAUGAACACGAUGGCUCGGGCCCCUCCUUCCAUGCUGCCGCCUGUGCGCACCACUCUCCUGUCAGCUGUGCCUGUGAUUCCACGGCCCCCCAUGGCCCCUGUGCAGAUGCGCCUGGCCCCAGGGCAGGUUCUAACACCCAUGCCUCCCAUGAUGCAUGCUCCCCGCAUCAACGUGGUACCCAUGCCCCAACCACCUCACAUGAUGGCCCCCAGACCACCCCCCAUGGUGGUACCAACUUCAUUUGUCCCUGCCCCUCCUGCCGCAGCCCCCCGCCCUGACCCUCAGCCACCUUCCCACCCACCCCCACGCCAUGAUGAUGAGCCUGUCACCAAGAAGAUGAAGACAGAGGACAACCUUAUACCAGAGGAGGAUUUCCUCCGCAUAUACAAGGGUUCGGUGUCGGUCAAAGUACAAGUUCCCAACAUGCAGGACAAGACGGAAUGGAAGCUAAGUGGACAAGCGCUCAACUUCACUGUCCCACUCACAGAUCAGGUAUCUGUUAUUAAAGUCAAAAUCCAUGAAGCCACUGGCAUGCCAGCUGGAAAACAAAAGCUACAGUAUGAGGGAAUUUUCAUCAAAGAUUCCAACUCGCUGGCCUACUACAACAUGAACAACGGUUCAGUCAUACACCUGGCACUGAAGGAGAGAGGUGGGAGAAAGAAGUGAACAUCCCCUCAACAGGUUUCUCUGCCAUACACAGCCAGUUUGCGACAUUUUGUAAUUUACCCCCAAGUAAUUAUUAUAAUGUCCGAAAAAUUGGGGUAAAUGAGCAACUUUAUCAGAGCAGCUCUUUCAAAUUAUUGAUGUCCUUUGUUGGUCAUACCAAUUGUAAAGAAUGCUUGAGGCGUAGUCUAUAAAUAACCUAUAAUUAGUUUUGGUUUCGUAUUUUAAGCGUUGAUUCUUUUCUAAAUGUUAAUUGUAUUGUUUAAGGGGAUUGUAUGCAUGCAUGCAGGUGGUUUCUGUCCAGAUUUUCCAGCCCAUGUCAGUCCAUCAAAUAAAGUAAUAAAAUGUUACCAUUA
Molecule: messenger RNA, 2886 nt
Organism: Oncorhynchus tshawytscha (Chinook salmon)
Lineage: Eukaryota; Metazoa; Chordata; Actinopteri; Salmoniformes; Salmonidae
Product: splicing factor 3A subunit 1
Biological process (GO): regulation of alternative mRNA splicing, via spliceosome; mRNA cis splicing, via spliceosome
Cellular component (GO): catalytic step 2 spliceosome; U2-type prespliceosome; U2 snRNP
Molecular function (GO): RNA binding; protein binding
Source: RefSeq, a predicted model, not a curated record